UUUCAUACUCGAGGAGGAACGCGCGAGAGAGUUCAACUCUUUAAACUCGACUGCGCAUGAGCUUCUCUGUCAGGAAGGUUUGGCUUCUCCUGCCGGGAUGUACACGACGGGACUCAACCCGUUUUACGCAUCGAACUUUAGCCUUUGGACCGCGUACUGUUCGGGUGGUUUUGGGGUGGAUAGCAUGAAAAAGCCCUCGUUCUGCAUUGCUGAUAUUCUGCACGUCGGAGAUGCGGAAAAUAUCCCCGGUUCGUCUUCGCUUAUGGCUCAUAUUGGGGCGCGCGCGUCCGGGUCUCCCCUGCGCCCGUCCCCGGUCACUCCAGACGCGCGCGCGUAUCACCGGCACGGAAUACACUUGACAUCAGUGUCCAGAUCCCCCAUGCACGCGCAUUCCGCGCCCCCGCCGUCCAGCAAAGACCUCAAGUUCGGGAUUGAUCGGAUAUUAUCCACAGACUUCGAGCCGAAGGCAAAAGAUGCGCCAUCGUUGAGAGAUCUCACAUCGAUUGUUAGUCUGAAUCGGCAGUCAGCAGUCCAUGUGUCUGCCAGCCCGUACUUCGCGUCCAUAGACGAAACCUCCUCCAUGAUGGGUUCAAUAAGCAGACAAUCAGGGCAACAUCAGUUUCAGGACUCCUUCCCAGGGCCGUAUGCAGUGCUUUCCAAAGACACAAUGCCACAGACCUACAAGAGGAAAAGAUCCUGGUCCAGAGCCGUGUUCUCCAACCUGCAGAGGAAAGGCCUGGAGAAGCGCUUCGAGAUCCAGAAGUACGUCACGAAACCGGACAGAAAACAACUGGCGGCGAUGCUGGGCCUCACCGACGCACAGGUAAAAGUUUGGUUCCAGAACCGGCGGAUGAAAUGGAGGCAUUCCAAAGAAGCGCAGGCGCAGAAGGACAAAGAGAAAGAACCGGAUAAAUCCACCGAGACCGAGCAGAAAGAGCGCGACGACUCCGAGUGCGAAAGCGAACCGAGCGAGUCCGAAUUCGAAGACAAUACGGAGGACAAAAGCGACGUGGACAUUUCUGACCUCAACAAAGCCAGUGUGAUUAUUCCCGGAGCUCCGACUGUCAGCACGCAGGACACAACCAGCACACACUCCACGACAGAACCGAGUCCAGCCACACGAGUCCUGCCGGAACCGAGUCAUCUGAAGUGAACAAACACACGAACCUGCCAGAACCGAGUCAUCUGAAGUGAACACCUUAAACACACGAGUACUGCCGGAACCGAGUCAUCUGAUGUGAACACCACAAACACACGAGUAUACUGCCGGAACCGAGUCAUCUGAAGUGAACACCUCAAACACACGAGUACUGCCGGAACCGAGUCAUCUGAUGUGAACACCUCAAACACACAGCGUCUGACGGGACAGAGACAUCAAAUACAGCACACACACACACACACGCAGGCCUUCUCGAGCCAUCGGUUCAUCAUGUCUUCCAUCGUGAAACAGGCCCUUCGUGAUCCCCGAGGAAGGAAAGCAUCGCUCUGCUUUAACCGAAUCGCUCGUCUUUUUUAUGACGAUUUUGGAAUCGAAUGUUCAUGAAUUAAGACUUGAUUGUAUUAUAUUUUGUCUGUAAGUAUUUGCACUGAAAAUGUAAAUAAACAUUUGUUACUAAUA
Molecule: messenger RNA, 1618 nt
Organism: Rhinichthys klamathensis goyatoka
Lineage: Eukaryota; Metazoa; Chordata; Actinopteri; Cypriniformes; Leuciscidae
Gene: hlx1
Product: H2.0-like homeo box 1 (Drosophila)
Exons: 4
Coding region: 98-1153 (351 amino acids)
Biological process (GO): regulation of DNA-templated transcription
Molecular function (GO): DNA-binding transcription factor activity, RNA polymerase II-specific; sequence-specific DNA binding
Source: RefSeq, a predicted model, not a curated record